UACAGUAUUGUGAACAGCAUUCACCCUUUGCAGUCUUUGAAAACGGGUCAUGGUGCAACAACCAGGAUGACUUCUAUCGAAGACGUUACGAUGGCAACCUCACCCCGUGAGCUCACACAGAAUCCGCUGAAGAAAAUCUGGAUGCCCUGCAAAAAUGGGCUUCCAGAAAAACACAUUUCUCAAAGAAAGGUUUGUAUGACCAACUGUCCUACCCUCAUUGUCACGGUGGGCCUUCCAGCCAGAGGGAAGACCUACAUCUCCAAGAAACUGACCCGUUAUUUGAACUGGAUUGGCGUGCCCACCAAAGAGUUCAACGUGGGCCAAUACCGUCGUGAGUGCGUGAAGAUCUACAAGUCCUUUGAGUUCUUCCGUCCAGACAAUGAGGAGGGCCUGAAGAUCAGGAGGCAGUGUGCAUUGGCAGCACUGAACGAUGUCCGACAGUACCUCAGUGACGAGGGGGGGCAGGUGGCGGUGUUUGAUGCCACCAAUACCACGAGGGAGAGAAGAGGGACCAUCAUGAGAUUUGCUGUGCAGAAUGGCUUUAAGGUGUUCUUUGUGGAAUCUGUCUGUGAAGACCCAGAUGUCAUUGCAGAAAACAUUGUGCAAGUGAAGCUGGGCAGCCCUGACUACAUAGACUGCAACACAGAGGAGGCAAUAGAGGAUUUCAUGAAGAGGAUCAAGUGCUAUGAGAACUCGUACCAGCCCCUAGAUGAGGUUCUGGACAGGGAGCUCUCCUACAUAAAGAUCAUGGACGUGGGCAGGCGGUACCUAGUGAACCGGGUCCUGGACCACAUCCAGAGCCGUAUCGUGUACUACCUCAUGAACAUCCACAUCACUCCUCGCUCCAUCUACUUGUGUCGGCACGGCGAGAGUGACCUCAACGUCAAAGGGCGCAUCGGGGGCGACUCCGGGCUGUCGGUUCGGGGCAAGGAGUUUGCCAGAUGUCUGGGCCGGUUCAUCCAGGACCAAAACAUCAAAGACCUGAAGGUGUGGACCAGCCAGAUGAAGCGGACCAUCCAGACAGCUGAAGCCCUGGCUGUACCCUACGAGCAGUGGAAGGCCCUCAAUGAGAUUGAUGCAGGUGUUUGUGAAGAGAUGAUGUACGAGGAGAUCCAGGAGCACUUCCCUCUGGAGUUCGCCCUCCGGGAUCAGGACAAGUACCGCUACCGGUACCCGAAAGGGGAGUCCUAUGAGGACCUGGUGCAAAGGCUGGAGCCAGUCAUCAUGGAACUGGAGCGUCAAGAGAAUGUGCUGGUCAUCUGUCACCAAGCUGUCAUGCGCUGCCUUCUGGCCUAUUUCCUGGAUAAGUCUGCAGAGGAACUUCCUUACCUGAAGUGCCCUUUGCACACAGUACUGAAACUCACUCCUGUAGCAUAUGGCUGCAAGGUGGAAUCCAUUUAUCUGAAUGUAGAAGCAGUGAACACGCACAGGGACAAACCAGAGAAUGUUAACGUCCAACGGAGCAGACAGGACGCCUUGCAGACCGUCCCACCUCACCUUUGACCCUCUCAGGCCCCUGUUUGACCUCCAAGCCAGUCCAGAGCACCAUUGUCUCAGGAGCAUCUUGCAUGGUUGGACAACCUCUCCAUACCACCAACUGCUGCUGCUGUUCUGCUCACAUGGGUGACCCUGGCUAGUUGACAAGCUUUCCCAUUGAAAUUCUGCCUUUUUCUGCCUGACGCCUCUGGUCCUGUUCAUCAUGGUUUUGAAUAUGCUGAAAAUGAGUAAAAAUGGAAUGCCCUCAGAUAAUUCUAGUAGCAUAAUUGUUUUUGAUCACUUUCUUUUUAUCAACAUUUGUGAAAAUCAUAAAGAGAACUAUUCUGAAGGCAUAUUUUCAUUGAGAAAUGAAAUUUGUUGACUGUUACUUAGAUUUUAACAGUAAUAGGUAUUUGGUAUAAUGACUACAAUCUCAGCAAUACCACAGACAUAUUCAUCUGUAAACAGCAGUACCUUGAAGCCAGGCAAAAUAAUUA
Megalops cyprinoides (Indo-Pacific tarpon) is the source of this 1973-nucleotide messenger RNA. Its product is annotated as 6-phosphofructo-2-kinase/fructose-2,6-bisphosphatase 4-like. The record is from RefSeq and is a predicted model, not a curated record. Gene Ontology annotation, molecular function: 6-phosphofructo-2-kinase activity; fructose-2,6-bisphosphate 2-phosphatase activity; ATP binding. Gene Ontology annotation, cellular component: cytosol. The transcript is spliced from 14 exons. Lineage: Eukaryota; Metazoa; Chordata; Actinopteri; Elopiformes; Megalopidae. Gene Ontology annotation, biological process: fructose metabolic process; fructose 2,6-bisphosphate metabolic process. Bases 67 to 1503 code for a protein of 478 amino acids.